This is a messenger RNA of Orbicella faveolata, 1221 nucleotides long. Its product is annotated as very long-chain specific acyl-CoA dehydrogenase, mitochondrial-like. NCBI's taxonomy places the organism in Eukaryota, Metazoa, Cnidaria, Anthozoa, Scleractinia, Merulinidae. Gene Ontology annotation, molecular function: flavin adenine dinucleotide binding; fatty-acyl-CoA binding; very-long-chain fatty acyl-CoA dehydrogenase activity. The record is from RefSeq and is a predicted model, not a curated record.
AUGUUUCCAGAACAAGUUUAUUUUGAAGUCAUUUUUUGUUUUAUUCGUAGAAACUCGCACGAUACUGGGAGUCGAUCAGUGGUUUUCGUAGUUAAUAAGUACUUUUUAUUUUUUCGUUAUCUUAAGGAUGCGGGAAAAUUCCUAAGAGCACUUCAGAAGAAGCUAACAAAUCCUGCCAAUAUUGGACUCAUUUUGUCAGAGGGAAUCAAGAGAUCACGCAGGGCUGUGGGCAUAAAGUCAGGUCCUUCUUUAGCGGAACAUGUUCAUCCAGAUCUGGCAUCUUCAGCUAAGCUUGCGGCAGAAGCUACAGGCGACUUCGGUGCGACAGUAGAGAAGAUACUGAUUAGACACGGGAAAGGAAUUAGAGACCAGCAGUUCUUACUUAGGAGGCUCGCGGAUGCUGCUAUUGAUAUUUAUGGCAUGGCUGCCGUGCUUUCCAGGGCAUCCCGAUCUCUCAAUACCAACAUAGAAAGUGCUCAACACGAAGCAAUGAUAGCAACCGUCUUCUGCGAUGAGGCUUUCGACCGAGUAAGACAGAACCUUGGUUCCCUACACGACUCUAACAAGCUCUCCAAUGACACUAAGAUGUCGAGAAUAGCAGCGGAAGUCAUCAAGAAUAUGAACACGGUUCCGCUUCAUCCUCUGGGAUUCUAAGGGAAAAAAAUGGCGGAAUUUUAUUUUCGUAAUUCGUGGCUGAUAUCUAGAGAUCUUUCUUGCAAAUAGCUACCAAGAACAAGUUACAUCUUGUUAGAAAUUGCCAGAAAUACGCUUUGGGAAACUGGAAACUAUUUCGAACGAUGACCACACGUCCAAAUGUCUUUAUCCUUGUUUUGUUUACUUGUUUCACUUUAACCUGCGCUAUAAGAUCAACUCCAGGUCCUAUGAAAGAUAAUUUAUUGUAAAUUGCGAUAUUUCAGUGCGAAUAACAUGACGUGUUUAGCAAUCCAUUUAGAGUAGAGCCAAGGAGAUUUUGGACAAUCCCGAGACCUGAAUGGAAGUCAGAAUUUAGCGAGCCGAAAUAAUGACAGAAAUGCUCUGUAGUCAAUAGCUCGUUCCACGGCAAGAAUUGUACAGAGAAAUAUCAGAAAUGGAAGUAAAUAUUACCUGAUAGUGCAGUGUCUUUUACAUAUAUAACGGUACAACUCAAAUGACGUUAUUUAUCAGGCUGGUCUUGUGUAAUUUAACAUCCUACAAUAAAAUUUGUGUCGACUGGAAAGCUAA